Messenger RNA from Aureobasidium uvarum, 540 nucleotides. Lineage: Eukaryota; Fungi; Ascomycota; Dothideomycetes; Dothideales; Saccotheciaceae. The record is from the annotation of a GenBank genome assembly.
AUGUCUUCCGACAGUCUCGCCCUCUUCCGCAAGAGCAUGGGCAACGAGCUUGGCGCUCUUGCAGAACAACACUACCAACACGAUCUUCAAUCCUCGGACCGCGCGGCCCUCCAAUCCGCAGCCUCCCGCGUCAGCACACACACAACCAUCGGCUCCAUCGUCGGCUUCUCCCUCGGUCUCUACCUCUCCUUCCGCCUACGCGCCAACCGCACCGCCAUGUUCAACGCCUUCCGCACCUCUGAGAAACCCGUCGCCGUGCAAUUUGCCGGUGGCCGCACCGAGCAACUCCCAGACCUUACGCCCAUGCUCAAGCCAUCUACUUUUGGCGACAUUGCUACCUACACACUCUUUGGACUGGGAGGACUGUUUGUGGGUGGAGAGACUGGAUUGUUGACGGGUAGUCUGUCGGCGCAAAGUGCGAUCAAGAAGGAUCCUGAGGCCAAGGCGAGGAUCGAGACUGCGUUCAGAAAGUUUAGGGCCGAGACGCUGAGGUUGGAGGCGGAUCAGUUAGAGAAGGGUGAAAAGACUUUGGGCAUUUAG